Molecule: messenger RNA, 4196 nt
Organism: Myripristis murdjan (pinecone soldierfish)
Lineage: Eukaryota; Metazoa; Chordata; Actinopteri; Holocentriformes; Holocentridae
Gene: tmem145
Product: transmembrane protein 145
Exons: 15
Coding region: 21-1679 (552 amino acids)
Biological process (GO): G protein-coupled receptor signaling pathway; response to pheromone
Source: RefSeq, a predicted model, not a curated record
ACAGCGGGGGAGAGAGAAAGAUGGAGGUUAGGUUUGGUGAGAGACUUUUGUGCUUGGCCGCGCUGCUCAGUGUCCUCUGUGUAGGUUCAGUUCUGGGGAAAUACGUCAAAGGCGUCGUCAACACCAAAGAGGAUUGGAUUUUCCUCACUCGUUUCUGCUUCCUCACCGAUUUUGGACGUCUGGACUUCCGGUUCCGCUAUCCAAAGUCUCGGUGCUGUCAGAACAUAUUGCUGUACUUUGAUGACAGCUCUCAGUGGCCAGCUGUGUACAAGAGUCCAAAAAAGAACUGCUACCAGAAAGAGGCGGUGCUGCGGCCCGAGAACAACCAGGUCAUCAACCUCACCACGCGCUACACCUGGUCAGGAUGUGUGGUGGAGGGAGACGGGGACGAGGAGGUGCUGAGCUGCGUGGGCGGCCGUAGCUUCCGCUCGGUGAGGGAGAGAUGGUGGUACAUCGCUCUCAGCAAGUGUGGGGGCGAUGGCUUGCAGCUGGAGUAUGAGAUGAAACUGACCAAUGGCCAGUCGUUCUGGACACAGCAUUUCUCUGCGGAUGAGUUCGGAAUCUUGGAAACUGACAUCACGUUCCUGGUCAUCUUCUCCAUGGUGUUCCUCCUCUCCUGCUACUUUGCCUACAAUCUGAAGGGAAGACAGCUUCUUCACACAACCUACAAAAUGUUUAUGACAGCGGCAGGUGUGGAGGUGCUCAGCCUGUCGUUCCAUUGUAUCUACUGGGGCUUGUAUGCGAGAGAUGGAGUUGGCAACGGCAGUCUGAAAAUACUGGGGAAAUUACUGUUCUCCGUCAGUUUCUUGGUAUUCCUUCUGAUGCUCAUUUUGUUGGGAAAAGGUUUCACUGUCACUAGGGCGAGGAUCAGUCACAGCGGGUCAGUUAAGUUGAGCAUCUACAUGACAGUCUACACCAUCACCUACGUCAUCCUUUUCAUCUACGAAGCGGAGUUCUUUGACCCAGGCGAGGUGCUGUAUGUGUACGACAGCCCUGCAGGCUACGGCCUGAUGGGCCUGCAGCUGCUGGCCUACGUGUGGUUCUGCUACGCCGUCCUGAUCUCGCUGAAACACUACCCCGAGAAACAGCCCUUCUACAUCCCCUUCUUCACCACAUACACACUCUGGUUUUUCGCAGUGCCCGUCAUGGCUCUCAUCGCCAACUUUGGAAUACCUCGUUGGGCGCGAGAGAAGAUCGUCAAUGGCAUCCAGCUCGGCAUCCACCUCUACGCUCACAUUGUGUUCCUUGUUAUCACAAGGCCUUCAGCAGCCAAUAAGAACUUCCCUUACCAUGUCAGGACAUCCCAGAUUGGGAUCCUCCUGUCGAGUCCAAAGGGGGAGGCGGGAGGCGAGAGUUUUCCCCAUCAUGCCUAUGGAAACAGUUCCUUCCUGGGCGACUCUCAGCCAAACUUCACUGAACUCUUCUCCAUCCAGUCAGAACCGGUAAAGACAGUGGAGGAGACGGUGGCUCGGAAAGGGCAAGAGGUGCCGAGGAACAGCGAGCAGAAGAUCAUCACCACUGCCGCCGACUUGACAUCGACAUUUCCGCCGCCCCCGCCUCCAAUACCUCCCCGCCUGGCCAUACACUCUCCGCCGGUCCCUCCGCGGCUCCCCUCCUUCACCGAGUAUUUCAGCAUGCAGAGCGGAGGAGGAGGAGGAGGAUUAGGCACAAAAGCAUGAAACAGAGGGAAAGGUGACAGAGAGAGAUGGGAAAAGGAUUGGAGGCAAUAUGGACAGAAUGAAAACACACAGUAAAAAGAGAGUGGGGUGUGGAAAGCAAGGUGUUACUGUUGACAGCUACAAGGGACAGAAAAAAAAGCCGGGACAGAUGAAGAGGAGAGAAAUCAUCAAAAACAGGCAUGCAGAAGAGAGAACCUAAACGGUCCCUUUUCACCUGUUAGACGAGAGCUUUUGAAAUAAACAGAAUGGAGGAAAAGUGGGGAAAUGGCUGUGUGAGAUAGAAGUGCUGAGCUUGUAAAAGAAUAAAGAAGCAAUAAAUAUUUGAUGUUGACCAGUAAGAGGCACAGAGGGAGAGAGAUGACAAAGUGGAUGUAGCCAGAGCAAUAGAAUGAUAGCUGUGCACGAGGCGGAAAUGAACAAAAUUCUGAAAUACUCUUAUUCAAAAAUUCAUGAGGCAUUGAUGGUGGGCCUUGAAGAGUUUGUAAAUAGCUAAAACAGGACAGAGCUACCACACUAAAUAGUUAAAAGUUUUUAUUGCAAAAAAAAAAAAAAGAAGAAAGUUUUGUUUUGAUGAUGUUUUUUUCCACAUCAUUGAAUUCCAGUUGGUGCUGUGACUGUCAAACAUCUCAUGCCAUCACAUUUUAUCAGAUUUAAGGAUUUACCCCCCUCAUUGUUAUUUUUUUUAUUUAUUAUUAUUUUUUUUAACAAAGCAUAGAUAUUUACUCUCUAUAUAGAAUAUGUUGGGUUAAUUUAUAGUCUUACAAGGCUUCAUCGCAGCUGGUUCUUCUGGAUUGAUAUGCUGAUGUGUAAAUGUACAACGUCACGUUUACUGUGGGCACUUCUAGGUACUCGUAAAACACGCAUGUUUGUAUCGUACUUCCUGUCCAAAAGCUGAUAUAUUUACUCCAUGUGACUCAACAGUAUGCGCUUAUUGUGUGUAUUUAAACCUUUCCUCUUGUAAAUACAUACAAUAGGCCACGUGUAUUUCUUCCGACUGGGUAAAUUCUGUUUUCGGAUAGAAAUUCUGUUGCUACUCCAAUCAAAUCCCUCUCACUCUGUCUGAAACACUAUCAAACCAAUAUUGCAGUACCUCAGUUUCAGCUUGCUUUCCACUGGAGCGCAAAUAAUGCCUGCUCAGAAAUGUCAUUAUCUUUGUGUAUGUAGACCUUGGUGAAUGUACUGAUGCAAUAGAGCACAAAGACAGGGAUGAUUUUCAAGUUACUGGAACACUACACCUCUGUUGAUUUUUUUUUUCCCUCCUCGGCUUACAUCUACAACACAUCCAUGAUUCAGAAGCAUAAAGCUGCCCACAGUCCGUUACCAUAAGUAACUUCAUCCUCACCCCUGUCUAGUACCUGAGACAUACGGCUGUAUUUGUUGGCUUUUCACACUUGUAUGUGUCUGUACCGAGUGAGAGGUUUUACAAAUACAAGCAGUUUUAUAUCCCCGAACACUGAGCAAUGACAGAAAAGAGAAAAAAAAAAAAAAAAGAAAAAACACCACCUUGUAGAUGAACUGUGAAAAUAGCAACACAAUUGUACAUUUUGUUUGUCCUGCAUGUAGCACUUUAAUGUUCCUGGUCUUAGUCUGUUUAUUCGUGGAAAAAAGUCACCUUAUAGACUGCUUUGAAUCUGGAUUCACGCUACAUCCAGCAGUAUUCCAGUUGCAUACACACAUAACACCUGUAAAUAGAGACUCUAAAAAUGUCAUGGAGUGCCGGGGCAUUUUAGAGAAUGUGGAACACGCUCAACACGGCUCAUUUUACAUUAAACUGCAGAUUGUUGAUAAGAGCUACAGUAUGUAAGGGCGUCAUUGAUGAAAUUGAAUUUACCACCAGUUACUUGCAGUAUUGAUUUUUUUUUUUAAAAAAUCCCUGAACGGAAAGACCACUAACAAAGGCAGUAUUUUAUCUUGUCUAGGAAGCAUGGUUCAUUCAUUUCCCCAAUUUUCUAAAGCAUAAAAACGGUGGUAAUUGACUAACAGUCCACAGUUUUAUCAAUGGCCAUCUUGCUAUAAUGUCUGGAGUACUUUAGGAUGUUAGGACUGUGGUGUGUAAUGUGUAAGAAUAUAGUCAGAGGUAUAACUUAGUCUGUGAAACAGAAUGAUUCCUGAAUUAGAGCACUAGUUGUUAUUUCUGGUCGUUACGUGUCUCUGAUUCAUAUUUGGCAUGACUGCCAUUUGUCUACUGUUGCCUAUUGUUAUGAUUGCCAUGACCUGACUUUAACAGAGACUAGGUGACGGGACUAACAGACUGGCUUACUGAUGUCAUUGCUUCGACUUGUGUACACUGACAUACAUUACAGGACUGAGACACACACUUUAGGGGCAGAGGAGGGGGACGGAGAGAAGAGAUUGUGUAUGCAUGAUAGAAAACAGCACAGCUUUUAGGCUACUCAGAGCGAUCUGGUUAAGAGCACAUCACUGAAGCACUGUUCAAAUGCAUUUUAAUGGUGUCAAACGAGAAUUCUAUAUAUGCUGUAAAUAUACACUUUUUGCCAAAAUAAUAAUAAUAAUAAA